Molecule: messenger RNA, 1674 nt
Organism: Dioscorea cayenensis subsp. rotundata (Guinea yam)
Lineage: Eukaryota; Viridiplantae; Streptophyta; Magnoliopsida; Dioscoreales; Dioscoreaceae
Exons: 1
Coding region: 1-1674 (557 amino acids)
Molecular function (GO): nucleic acid binding; zinc ion binding
Source: RefSeq, a predicted model, not a curated record
AUGAGCAUCGCAGAACACCUACAAGUCAAGUAUGUGGCUUACAAACUGCGUGGUGGGGCUUCGGCAUGGUGGGAGCAACUUCAGGGCAAACGAAGGCGACAACAUAAACAACCAAUCCGUAGUUGGAGGCGUAUGAAGGAGGCGCUAAUGUUCAGAUUUUUGCCAUCAGAUUAUGACCAGAUUUUGUAUCAAAGGUAUCAAGAUUGUAAACAAGGUGUUCGAACAGUCCAACAAUACACGGAGGAAUUCCACCGGUUGUCGGCGAGGAAUAAUUUGUCAGAGACUGAAGCUCAGCAGACCGCAAGGUUUAUGAGUGGUCUUCGAAUCACCAUCCGAGAUCGUGUAGAAUUAGCACCGGUGUAUGGGGUAGAUGAAGCCAUCAAUCGUGCUAUGAAAGUAGAAGCACAACUGAACCGCGCAACCAGAGGACAACCAACAGAGCAUAGAGCUGGAGAUUCAUCGCGAGGUCACAAUCAAGGGAAUAGACCGAACACCAGUCAGAUUGAAAGCUCUCAACCUUUUGGAAAGAAAACGCCAGCAGAAAGCUCAAAAAUGACUGAGCCGAGUAGUCACAACCAGCUACAAGGUGGUCCACAGAACCGGCAGAAUUCCAAUCCAUAUGCUCGAGAACGAGGUAAUAAGUGCUAUCGUUGUAAUCAACCGGGGCAUCUGUCAAACAAUUGUCCCAAACGGGGUCAGGUUAAUAUGGUUGAACAUGAAGACGGGUUCGAGGCAACAGAAGAGCAUUACACUGUGGGGCCAGAUGAUGUGUAUGAGGAGGAUGAACAGGUUGUUUGUGUGGUUCGCAAAUUAGCACUAACUAUGGAGUCAAUAGCGGAGGAUCCACAAAGGCACAAUCUUUUCCGAACAAGAUGCAAGGUUAACCAACGAGUGUUUGAGGUUAUAGUGGAUGGUGGCAGUCAGGAGAAUCUAAUAUCUCGGGAGAUGGUUAAUCAAUUAAAGUUGAAGUUGAGAAAACACCCUCAUCCUUAUAAAAUUGGGUGGAUCAAGUCUAUGGGUGAGAUUAAAGUUACAGAGCAAUGCGAGAUAGAGUUUUCCAUUGGUAAAUACAAAGACAAGGUUGUAUGCGAUGUAGUGGACAUGGACGCAUGCCAAAUCAUGUUGGGGAGACCAUGGCAGUUUGAUGUGGAUGCACAUCAUAAGGGUAGAGCCAACGUGAUUGAAUUCAUAAAGGAUAGAGUGAGAUAUACUUUAUGCCCCUUGAUAGGUGAGAGUGAGAGGAAGCAUUCAGCAGUAUCUCUUUGUUCUGCCAAGGAGUUCCAACAGGAGACAAAACAAGCAACUUUUGUACUUGCCAUGGUGAGUAGAGGAUUCCUCAAUACUGUUAAUGAGGUUCCCCAAUCGCUGCGUUCCCUUUUAGAAGAGUUUCAAGACCUUAUGCCUGAAGAGCUACCCACGGGCUUACCCCCAUUGCGGGACAUCCAGCAUCACAUUGAUCUCAUUCCGGGAGCGGCAUUGCCCAAUUUACCUCAUUAUCGCAUGAGUCCCGCUGAGCAUGAGAUUUUGCGACUACAAGUGGAGGAGCUACUAAUGAAGGGGUAUAUCAAGGAGAGUAUGAGUUCUUGUGUUGUCCCAGCACUCCUAGUACCGAAGAAGGAUGGAUCUUGGCGGAUGUGUGUAGACGACAGGGCAAUCAACAAAAAUCACAGAUGA